AUGUCAUCUAGCACUCAGGGUGAAAGCUCUUGUUUGAGCUGUCGCGCCAGGAAGGUGAAGUGCGACCGAGUAUCACCACAAUGCUCGCCAUGCAAGAAACGGAAGCUCAACUGCGAGAUUCCAGUAGCCCCGCCAAGGGUACGUUGGCUACGCCCGCGCCUGAAUGAAGUUUCCGAGGACGAUGUGGAGGAUUUGCAUGCGAGGCGACGGCCUUUGUUCACUGCCCAUGAUCUAGCCCACAAUGCUGCUCAAUUGGUAUUUAUCACGGGUGAUAACCCAGUUGUGUCAAUUCUAGAUGAAUUAGACCAGCAAACUGAUGGUAUUGGAAACGAUCAGACCUUGUGCAAUGGUCCAUUCCAUGUAUUCCAAGCUACAGAAAUGCCAUCAACUACUCAAUUCGAAACCCUUUCGGAUAUUUUUGACCCAGACCUCUGGAAUUCAAGGGUAACGAAUCUUGACGAGAUGAUGGAAGAGGAGAACGGGUACAGUCCCGAUCAGCUUGCAAAAUCUCCAGAGUUCCUGAGUCUGGAAGAUCCCUUAGAAUCCGAGACAUUCAUCUUGGACAAUAUUGACUUUAUGUGUCAACCAACUCCUCGGGCUCCGCAAUCUGUUAUUUCCCUUCCAUCAUCUCCGUCUCGCUCAUCUGCAUCAGACUUGGAGGAUUUCACCAUGCCACUCGCCAAAAUGCUCCUUGACCACUAUCGUCAUACAAUGGUGACAUUCUUCACUCCUGCUCGGGUUGAGGCUAAGUCGCCAUGGGAAUCCAUCUAUAUCCCCAGCUUGCUUAGCACGGUAGGCGAAAUCGGCUUAGCAGGGGACAGCAGUAAUGCAAAGGUCUCCCUGCUAUUUGCCGUAUUUGCAAUUAGUGCUUUUAGUCAAAGCCAAAGCUCUUCCCCGGAAGAACAAGGAUACCAAGAUUGGAAUGCUCUUGGCGAACUGUAUCGCGAAAGAGCUUCUAGACGAUUAAAACAAUCGCUCUUCAACCUAUCUCACGGCAACGACAAGAAGGAGAAAUAUAAGGAUAUUUUGAUGGCACUUCUAAGCAUGGUCACUAUCUGUGUGGUUAGUGGGAAGAUGGAAAAUGCGGCUCAUUACCUACGAGACAUUGAAGAGAUCAUCAACCUCCACGGCGUCCAAAAGGUUUCCCAAUCAUCGAAAGUGCGCAUGCUCCACAGUAUCUAUCUUUAUCUUCGGGUUGUGACUGAGCGAACUUGUAUUGAGAGCCGGUCUCAGCCGAAUAUUUUCGAAAACUCUUUAACUCUCUCCAUUUCCUCAUCCCAAGACAUCUCUACUUGGGACCGUCUAAUCGGGUUCUCUUCACCCUUCACUGAAGGCACUUUGAAUAUCGAUACACCUUCAAAAUCUACGUUUGAGGAAAUUUACUCUGUCCCUCAAUCUUUGUUUAAAUUGAUCCUUCAGACCACCCACUUGUCGGUAUUGAUCAAUAAAAUGCAAACACCCGGGAUAUCCCACAACAUCGACCAUGGCCCAUUAUUAGAACAAGUGAAAGAUCUGGAGAGCAGAAUUUGCACUUGGGAAUACGAGCCUCCAGGCAACUGGGAGUCCGCUCACACCCCUUUGCCCCAGAGAGAGAUUUUCCCAUAUCAUUUCGUCCAGGCAAUGUAUAAAGCGCUGAUCGUUUAUUUUUACCGCAGCGUCAGAGACGUCAACGCUACGAUAUUGCAAUUUUACGUUCAGCAGAUAAUUGAUCAUCUUUUUGAAUAUGACAAAAAGAAACAGAAACACAUGGAUCAAUCUGCUAAUACCUGCUGGCCUGGGUUUAUCGCAGGAUGCGAGGCACUUGAUCCUAAACUCAGAGAGCAGAUUUCCGAUUGGCUUGAACGGUCUGGUCGAUCUACUGGAAUUCGCAUGUUUAUUGUGGCUCUGGAAGCUUUGCAGAAAGUUUGGCAGACGAGAAGUCUACCGGGGAUGCAGAAUGCCCCUUGGAACCGAGUCUUGGAUGGGUUUAGUGAGCUAAGAGUACUUGUAUUGAGUUGA
Molecule: messenger RNA, 1998 nt
Organism: Penicillium crustosum
Lineage: Eukaryota; Fungi; Ascomycota; Eurotiomycetes; Eurotiales; Aspergillaceae
Product: Zn(II)2Cys6 transcription factor
Exons: 3
Coding region: 1-1998 (665 amino acids)
Biological process (GO): positive regulation of transcription by RNA polymerase II
Cellular component (GO): nucleus
Molecular function (GO): DNA-binding transcription factor activity, RNA polymerase II-specific; zinc ion binding; transcription cis-regulatory region binding
Source: RefSeq, a predicted model, not a curated record